Messenger RNA from Trifolium pratense (red clover), 1387 nucleotides. RefSeq names its product transcription factor MYB59-like. The transcript has 3 exons. The coding region runs from base 362 to 928 and encodes 188 amino acids. NCBI's taxonomy places the organism in Eukaryota, Viridiplantae, Streptophyta, Magnoliopsida, Fabales, Fabaceae. The record is from RefSeq and is a predicted model, not a curated record. Gene Ontology annotation, biological process: regulation of DNA-templated transcription. Gene Ontology annotation, cellular component: nucleus. Gene Ontology annotation, molecular function: DNA-binding transcription factor activity; sequence-specific DNA binding.
UUAUGUGUUUGUAACAGAACAGAACACAUAUAAAUACUGUCCAAGUGUAUGCACAGGUACACUCAACUCAAGCCUUAUUAAAAAUCCUCUUUCCUAAACACAAAAACUCUGAUUAAGAUUCCACACAUAAAAAAUGGUUGAACAAGAAAUAAUAAGCAGAAAAGGUCCAUGGACAGAACAAGAGGAUUAUAAAUUAGCAUAUUUUGUUGGUUUAUUUGGUGACCGUAGAUGGGAUUUUAUAGCAAAGGUUUCAGGUUUGGAAGGUGGCGGGAGAGAGUAAUAAAUAGGUUUGAGUAGAUCAGGUAAAAGUUGCAGGUUACGUUGGGUUAAUUAUCUUCAUCCUGAUCUCAAACGUGGCAAGAUGACACCUCAAGAAGAAAGACUUGUUAUGGAGUAUCAUUCUAAAUGGGGAAAUAGAUGGUCAAGAAUUGCGAGAAAAUUACCGGGAAGAACAGAUAACGAGAUUAAGAAUUAUUGGAGAACACACAUGAGGAAGGUGAGAGCACAAGAGAAAAAACAUGCAACACCUUCAACAAUUUCAUCACCUGAUCAAUCUUCAAGUUGUCAAUCAUCACUUUUCUCAAACAAUAAUCAUGCUGUGGAUUCACAUGCUUCUUACCAAGAGGUUGGUGAAGAAAAUUACCAAGUCCAAGAAAUUGUUGAGGGGUACUCAAUGGAUGAUAUUUGGAAAGAUAUUGCUAUGUCAGAAGAUGACAUUAAUAUUUUUCAACCUGUUAAUGAUGGACAUAGUGAAGAAAAUUGCAACUUUUCUGGUCCUAUAAUGCCUUCUACAUCAUCAUGGGAUUAUUCUAAUUUGGAUCCAUUGUGGGUGAUGGAUGAAGAAGAAAGCAAGAUGUUAUUCCCUCCUAUUGGUGACCAGUAUUUUUCCUUCUAUGAUCAACAAGGGAAUACAUUUCUAACUGGAUAAUCAUGAUUAUUCUUUCUUCAAUAUUUUGUUCAUAUGUGUGCCAUCAUAAGAUAGCCUAAUUAACAUGUAUAGAAUAGUGUCAUGUAACUUAUAGCGACUGCAGAGACAUUGGAUAUGCUGGGACGCGAGUUCGAAUGUGCAAUUCUUCACUUCUCAGCCUUUUAUGUGUAUGAGUUUCGCCGCUAGGUUCUUUAGAACCAAAAGACACAGUAAAAGUAAAAGCAUAUUUCAAUAUGGACGGUCCGAUCUAAAUCGAUGGAUUGUUUAAAAAUUUAAACUCUUUUUGUUUAUGUCUCUUUUAAGCAUGAUUCUGCAUAGUGUGACACGGCUGUAAUCAAAUCUAAGUAAUUUUACUCUAUAUGAUCAAUAUCAAUGUUUGUGCUUUUACUUUGAAGAAAUGUUCCAAUGUGGAAAUGGCAUGUUUUAUCUUAAUGUAAAAUAUCAAACACUUUGUUCGAA